Dipodomys ordii (Ord's kangaroo rat) is the source of this 2895-nucleotide messenger RNA. Its product is annotated as vomeronasal type-2 receptor 116-like. NCBI's taxonomy places the organism in Eukaryota, Metazoa, Chordata, Mammalia, Rodentia, Heteromyidae. Gene Ontology annotation, biological process: G protein-coupled receptor signaling pathway. Gene Ontology annotation, molecular function: G protein-coupled receptor activity. Gene Ontology annotation, cellular component: membrane. The record is from RefSeq and is a predicted model, not a curated record.
AUGGAUGGAGAUGUGAUGAUCACUGGGUUUUUCCCUCUCUACACUUUGGGAGUAGAUCACAGUAACAGCCAUGCUUCCAGGCAAGAAGAGAACAAGAUCUUUAUGUUCAAGAACUAUCAGUUUGUUUUGGCCUUGGCUUUUGCUAUUGAGGAGAUCAACAAAAAUCCUGAUCUUUUACAUAACUUGACUCUGGGAUAUGAUAUCUAUGAUGUUGAAUUAAGAACUUGGACAAUGUUUAAGAAUCCCUUCACUUGUCUCUUUGGGAAGUACAAGAUUCCAAACUACUCCUGCAUUCCAGACAGCAUGACUAUAGCAGUACUUACAGGACCAUCAGGAAUAACAUCUGACCAGAUUGGGACAUUGCUAAGUCUCUACAGAUUUCCACAGUUUACCUUUGGGCCUUUUGAUCGUAGCCUGAGUGAUCAUAACAAGUUUCCUGCUCUCUAUCAGAUGGCUCCAAAAGAUACACCAAUAGCCACUGCCAUGGUUUCAUUACUUCUUCAUUUCAGCUGGAACUGGGUGGGACUGUUGACCUCACAAGAUGAGAAUGCUUCAUGGGUUCUUGCUGAAUUGAAAGAAGAGAUGGCCAAGAACAGAGUUUGUAUAGCCUAUGAGCUAGUGAUGUCAACCCAAGACACAUCACAUAUAUUCAAACUCGUAGCAGUUCAUAAUGAGAUAAAUAUAUCUUCAGCAAGUGUUCUCAUCAUAUAUGGUGAUAAUGAUUCACUGAUGGGUUUAGUGGUAUUUAUCGAGCAAAUUUUUAUACAUGGCAAAGUUUGCAUUAUGAACUCACAGUGGGAUUUCACACUGAAAAGGAGAUAUUUCAUGCUAGGCUCAUUGCAUGUACCUCUUAUUUUUACACACCAUUAUGUAGAUGUUUCUGGAUUCACAGAUUUUAUCAAGGCAGCUAAGCCUUCAAAAUACCCAGAAGACAUUUUUCUUGCCAGAUUGUGGUUUCUGUCUUUUAAUUGCUCAGCUUCUGAGUCUGACUGUGUGACAUGGGACAACUGUGUUCAUGAUGCCUCUUUGGAUUUGUUGCCUGUGCAUAUUUUUGAUAUGACUAUGUCUAGAGACAGUUACAAUGUUUACAACGCUGUGUAUGCUGUGGCCCAGACUCUCCAUUUGAUGCUUCUUCAUCAAACAGAAAUUCAAACAAUGGACAAUAGAAAAGAAAAAGUGCCUUCCCCUGAACAGCUGCACAUUUUUCUGAAAAGCAUCCAGUUUUACAAUCCAACUAGAGCUCAAGGAAUUUGGGAUGAGAAAUCCAAACAGGAGCCAGAGUAUGACAUUCUGAACAUUUGGAAUUUUCCAGAAGGUUUGGAACUUGCAGUGAAGAUAGGCAAGUUUUCUCCAUAUGCUCCACAUGGUAAUCAACUAUCUUUAUCUGAAGAUAUGGUAGAGUGGGCCAUUGGAACUACAGAGGUGAAUAUGGAGCAAUGUGUGAAGUGUCCAGAUCAUCAGUAUGCCAACACACACAGAACUCAAUGCUUCUUGAAAACUGCAAGUUUCCUGGCUUUUGAAGAUCCCUUGGGCAUAGCUCUGGCUAGCAUGGCUCUUUGCUUCUCCUUGCUAACUGCUGCUGUUCUUGGAAUGUUUGUGAAAUACCAAGACACUGCCAUUGUCAAGGCCAAUAACAGGGCUCUCAGCUACAUCUUGCUCAUCUCCCUCAUCUUCUGUUUCCUCUGUUCUUUGCUCUUUCUUGGCCGUCCCAACACAGUCACCUGCAUCCUGCAGCAGAUCACAUUUGGGGUUGUGUUCACUGUGGCUGUUUCCACAGUGCUGGCUAAAACAGUGACUGUGGUCCUGGCCUUCAAGGCCACUUCCCCAGGAAGAAGGAUGAGGUGGCUGCUGGUAUCAGGGGCUCCUAACUUCAUCAUUCCCAUCUGCACCCUCAUCCAGGUGACUCUCUGUGGACUCUGGCUGGGAACCUCUCCUCCCUUUGUAGACACAAAUGCACACUCUGAACAUGGCCACAUCAUCAUCCUGUGCAACAAGGGCUCCCUCACUGCCUUCUACUGUGUCCUGGGAUACCUGGGCUCCUUGGCCCUUGCCAGCUUCACUGUGGCUUUUCUGGCCAGGAAUCUGCCUGACACCUUCAAUGAAGCCAAGUUCCUGACCUUCAGCAUGCUGGUGUUCUGCAGUGUGUGGCUCACCUUUCUACCUGUCUACCACAGUGCCACAGGGAAGAAUGGUGGCUGUGGAGGCAGACCAAACACAGUCACCUGCAUCCGGCAGCCGAUCACAUUUGGGGUUGUGUUCACUGUGGCUGUUUCCACAGUGCUGGCCAAAACAGUCUGUGGUCCUGGGCUUCAAGGACAUUUCCCGAGGAAUAAGGAUGAGGUGGCUGCUGUUUUACACUCUGAACAUGACCACAUCAUCAUUCAGUGCAACACGGGCUCCCUCACUGCAUUCUACUUUGUCCUGGGAUACCUGGCCUCCCUGGCCCUGGCCAGCUUCACUGUAGCUUUUGUGGCUAGGAACCUGCCUGACACCUUCAAUGAAGCCAAAUUCCUGAUCUUCUGCAUGCUGCUGGUGUUCUGCAGUGUUUCUGGCUAUCAGGACUGCACACAGGGCAGCAGCUGGCGGAGGGCUUUCCUUCUGGGGUACCAAGGUGUGUGGGUCCAGCCAUGUCUAGCAGCAGGAGGACGGUCCCUCCCCAAAACAGAAUUGGCUAAGCCAGGGAACCAGCAGCAGCCAACAAUUGCCAGCCAGGGGGAUCCAUCCCUUCCCAUGACAGAAUCUGCCAAGCCAGGGAAUCGAGUUUGUUCUUUUGUCUGUGGGAGGGCAUAUGGCCACAGAAAGGGUGGAACAAAGGGUGACCAAUUGCAGCAGUGCUACACAUUAGACACUGUGUUGAAAAUAGACUAUAGAACUGGUAGCAGAGGAUGGAAGUAA